AUGAGCAAGAUGAAGGUAAAAUGGACCACGUUGGGCAUCGUUGUCUUCUUCCUGCUUUCUGUGGUUAUGACCGCCUGUUUCAUUUGGCAAUACAGGAUACCAAAAUUGAAAACAGAAAUGGUUAUAAAAGAAUCAGCAUCAGAAGAAAUGUGCCCACGUUAUCCUGAGCCUGUGCCCCUCAAACAUCCCAUCAUAUCUUUAAGAGUGGCUUUAGAGAAGGUCGAUAUACUUCUGAGGACCAGUGUUGAUAGGACCAAGCUUCCAGCAAUAUCUGCCAUUUUAGUUUUAAAUGACUCAAUCCUGUGGAUUGGCAAUUUUGGCAAAAAGAACGUCAGUGACCCGACAUCAACGGCACCCAAUGAGUACACUGUAUACCGAAUUGCAAGCCUUUCCAAAAUAUUUCCCACUCUGAUGUUGUACAAGCUGUGGGAAGAUGGCCUCGUGGAUUCACUUGAUGAUUCAGUGGAGAAGUACACAGACAACUUCACUAUCAAGAAUCCACUCGGAAGAGGCAAGGAGUCAGUAUCCGCUUCAGUUAGGACAUUCAACAGAGCUGACAUUACCUUACGAAGAAUGGCUAGCCACCUCUCUGGAUUACCUCGAAGAUUAAGGUCAACUAAUCUCCUUUGGAAUGGAGACACACAUGCCGCCCUUCAUUUGUUACAGGAUGAUGUCCUUGUUGCUGAUCCUGGAACAAAAUGCCACUAUAGCAACAUUGCCUUUGCUUUAAUGGCCAAUGCUCUGGCCAAGGUGACUGGAAUGGACUUUGAAAAGUGGGUGCAUCGCAACAUUUUGCAAAGGUUCAACAUGAAGAACACUGGUUUCGACAUGACUCCCAUUAUUCAGAGACAGAUGGCAGUGGGAGUCUACAGCAAUGGUCAGCCAGCUCCCCUGUACAACUUGGGCUGGUAUCGACCGGCAGGUCAGAUGUACUCGACAACAGCUGACAUGGCAAAGCUUAUAAUGCUUCUCCUGGGAUCAUACAGCAGGAAUCUCCUCCAAAAAGACACCCUUAACAUUAUGCUGACUCCACUUUUCCAAUGCCAGAGUGGCUACUUUGCUAACUACACUGGAACACCAUGGGAGAUCAACCAGCAACUGGGCUAUGAUGUGGUAAGAAAGGAUGGCGACUUGGAUGGCUUUGCGGCAUCUCUUUCCCUGGUGCCUCGUCUCAAAUUAGGACUGGUGGUCCUGAUGGCUGGAGUACGACCCUCAGAGCAGGAUUUAGUGAGGCAGAUUUACAGCUACCUCAUCCCUGCAGUAGAAGGUGCUUUCAGGGAUGCUGAACUGACCCCCAGACCACCGCCUGACCCAGCGCCAUAUAUAGGCUUUUUUACUUAUAGGAAUAUGACUUUCUAUGAGAUUAAAGCAGGGUCAGAUGGGGCCUUGGUUAUGCAACAACUUGGACCACAGGUGGAUAAUAAUGUCCCAGGCAUCUAUCAAACCAUUCACCUUCAGUACCUUCAGGAGAGGGUGUUCAGAGUUGUGCUCAAGGGCCCAUACCCUUGUAAGUUAAAAAUGAGCAGUGCCUCUGUUUCUUUGGAGACUCAAGACAGACAGUUCUUUAACUUUUACUUCUUCAACAAAAAAGGUGUCUCACCAGGUUUUGAUUCCCCAGGUCUCAACACUUACAAAGUCAUGAGAAUAGCCAACAGACCAUACUUUAGUACAUGAAAAC
Syngnathoides biaculeatus (alligator pipefish) is the source of this 1678-nucleotide messenger RNA. It is a transcript of the gene lactbl1a, whose product is annotated as lactamase, beta-like 1a. The record is from RefSeq and is a predicted model, not a curated record. The transcript has 6 exons. Bases 1 to 1674 code for a protein of 557 amino acids. Lineage: Eukaryota; Metazoa; Chordata; Actinopteri; Syngnathiformes; Syngnathidae.